CCUUGCUUCAGUGUGCUCAGUGACAUCAUGGCGGAAGGUCGAGUGCGCCGCUACGUGCCGGAGGAUCUCUCUAAUGUCGAGUUCGAGACUAGCGAGGAGGUGCAGGUCGUGCCUACCUUCGACGGCUUAGGCCUACGCGAAGACCUGCUGCGGGGGGUGUAUGCCUAUGGGUUUGAGAAGCCCUCCGCCAUCCAGCAGCGAGCCAUCAAGCCUAUCGUGAAGGGCCGGGAUGUCAUUGCCCAGGCCCAGUCCGGCACGGGAAAGACAGCCACCUUCUCCAUCUCCAUCCUGCAGAUCCUGGACAUCAAUGUGAGGGAGACGCAGGUGCUCACUCUCUCACCCACGAGGGAGCUGGCCGUGCAGAUUCAGAAGGUGGUGCUGGCGCUGGGUGACUACAUGAACGUUCAGUGCCAUGCUUGCAUCGGCGGCACAAACCUGGGCGAGGACAUCCGCAAGCUUGACUAUGGGCAGCACGUCGUCUCUGGCACGCCGGGCAGGGUGUUUGACAUGAUCCGGAGACGUACACUCAGAACACGCUCUAUCAAGAUGCUGGUGCUGGACGAAGCCGACGAGAUGCUUAACAAAGGGUUCAAGGAGCAGAUCUACGACGUGUACCGCUACCUGCCGCCCGCCACCCAGGUCGUGCUCAUCUCCGCCACGCUGCCCCACGAGAUCCUUGAGAUGACCUCCAAGUUCAUGACAGACCCCAUCCGCAUCCUUGUAAAGCGUGAUGAAUUGACGCUGGAAGGCAUCAAGCAGUUCUUCGUGGCAGUGGAGCGAGAGGAGUGGAAGUUCGACACCCUCUGCGACCUGUACGACACCCUCACCAUCACACAGGCUGUCAUCUUCUGCAACACCAAGCGCAAGGUUGACUGGCUGACAGAGAAGAUGCGGGAGGCCAAUUUCACCGUGUCAUCAAUGCACGGGGACAUGCCACAGAAGGAACGAGACGCCAUCAUGAAGGAGUUCCGAUCGGGCCAAUCACGUGUCCUCAUCACCACGGACAUCUGGGCACGAGGCAUUGAUGUCCAGCAGGUGUCGUUGGUGAUCAACUAUGAUCUCCCCAACAACCGUGAGCUGUACAUCCACCGCAUUGGUCGAUCGGGGCGAUUCGGACGCAAGGGUGUGGCCAUCAACUUUGUCAAGAACGACGACAUCAGGAUCCUGAGGGACAUUGAACAGUACUACUCAACACAGAUUGACGAGAUGCCCAUGAACGUUGCCGAUCUGAUCUAACGCGUGUGUGGUAAGACACCGAAAGUAAAUUAUAGCUUGUUUUAUUAACUUAUCUUUACUCUAUUUAGUAAAGGUGAAAAUGUGACUGACCAAUCAUUUUUACAUUUUAUUCAGUUGUGUGAAUGCGAGUGAAUGGUGUGUGUUUAGUGAUUGGUAUUUGCAUAGUUAUUCAUUAGUUCCUAUGGUAGUCGAUAUCAGUAUACACACGUACAGUGGUCAAACAUAUUUUCAAAAGCACAUCCUAUGGUACAAGUCUAGAGCACUGGUUCCUAAGCUCAGCACUUCAUCCCUUCUCCUCGUCAUUUAUUUCAACCUCCUCCGUUCUGAAAUACAUUAACUACAAAGCCCAAGUUCAUUAUCACACGUAUAUUUAUAAUUUAAGAUGUCACAAGUAUUAAAUUAUUGAGGCAUGAAUAAUUUACAAGUGUUGGUAAGCUUAGGAACCACUGCACUAGAGGAACAAUCAGUCUGUUAGCUCUGCAGAAAUUUUUGUAAAGGAGUUGGACAAUACAAACCCGUGAAUGGAAAUUUGUAA
Molecule: messenger RNA, 1771 nt
Organism: Eriocheir sinensis (Chinese mitten crab)
Lineage: Eukaryota; Metazoa; Arthropoda; Malacostraca; Decapoda; Varunidae
Product: eukaryotic initiation factor 4A-III
Exons: 7
Coding region: 28-1236 (402 amino acids)
Cellular component (GO): catalytic step 2 spliceosome; nucleolus
Molecular function (GO): mRNA binding; RNA helicase activity; ATP binding
Source: RefSeq, a predicted model, not a curated record